This is a messenger RNA of Seriola aureovittata, 4197 nucleotides long. RefSeq names its product kinesin-associated protein 3-like. The transcript is spliced from 20 exons. Gene Ontology annotation, molecular function: kinesin binding. Bases 136 to 2469 code for a protein of 777 amino acids. The record is from RefSeq and is a predicted model, not a curated record. Gene Ontology annotation, cellular component: axoneme; kinesin II complex; ciliary transition zone. Gene Ontology annotation, biological process: microtubule-based movement; cilium organization. Lineage: Eukaryota; Metazoa; Chordata; Actinopteri; Carangiformes; Carangidae.
UUGUAGUCCACUCUUGAUUUGACAGUGGUGCAAGCGAUUCACACGGAUUUUUAUGGUCGUGAUUUUGGGAUAUUCGUUAAAUGUGAUCAAGCCAUUAAGUUAAUUUAAAAAUCCGAAACAUUAAAUUUGAGGAAGAUGCAGGAUGACGCGCGCUACCUCAAACGCAAAGUGACUGCGGGCAGUUUAGAUGUUCAUCCCACGGAGAAGGCCCUCGUGGUCCACUAUGAGGUGGAGGCGUCGAUACUGGGAGAGGGUGGAGGUCACAUGCUGGGCGAACGCAAGGAGGGACAGAAAAUUAUCCGUGUGAAAAGUCUCUCUCCCAGCACAGAUGUGGGAGCUUUGGCCCAGAAAGUGGUGGAGGAGUGUAAGCUCAUCCCUCCUUCCCGUUUGCCUCAGGUGGAGCAGCUUCUUUACUACCUGCAGAACAGGAAAUCCUCCCCAGUGGAGGGCAAAGCGGAGAAGAAAGAGAGAAGAACUGUGAAACCCAGAGAGCUGACACCGUUUGAAGGAAUGGAGGUGAAUGAGGAAGCCAGUAUCACCAGAGUGGACGAGUAUGUCGAGCUGCUCUAUGAAGGAAUCCCAGAGAAGAUCAGAGGCUCGUCUCUCAUCCUGCAGCUCGCCCGUAACCCUGACAACCUGGAGGAGCUGCUGCACAACGAGGCAGCUCUUGGUGCUCUGGCCAGAGUGUUGAGGGAGGACUGGAAACAGAGUGUAGAGCUGGCUACCAUCAUCAUUUACAUCUUCUUUUGCUUCUCUAGUUUCUCCCAGUUCCAUGGCGUGGUGAGUCACUAUAAGAUCGGUGCGUUGUGUAUGAGCGUGGUGGAACAUGAGCUGAAGAGACACGAUGUCUGGUGUGAGGAGCUCCGCAAGAAAAAUAAAGCUUGUGAGUCAGCGCCAGAGAACGGCUCCCUGAGACGAGACCAAGACAAAGCUCUGAGGAAAUACCAAGGCCUCCGGGCCAAACAGGAGCAGCUGCUCAGAGUGUCUCUCUACCUGCUGUUGAACCUUGCUGAGGACACGAGGACGGAGCUGAAGAUGAGGAACAAGAACAUCGUCGGCCUCUUGGUCAAAGUUCUGGACCGCGACGAUGAGGAGCUGCUGGUGCUGGUGGUUUCAUUCCUCAAGAAACUGUCCAUCUUCCUGGAGAACAAGAACGACAUGGCUGAGGUGGACACUGUAGAGCGACUGGCUCACCUGGUUCCCUGUGAGCACGAGGAUCUGUUAAACCUGACCCUGCGUCUGCUGCUCAACCUCUCCUUCGACUCCGGACUCAGAGCCAAGAUGGUGGAAGUUGGACUGUUACCUAAACUGACGGCGCUGUUGGGUGAUGAAAACAACCGGCAGGUGGCCAUGCGUAUCCUGUACCACAUCAGUAUCGACGACCUCUUCAAGGGCAUGUUUGUUUACACUGACUGCAUUCCUCAGCUCAUGCAAAUGCUGUUCGAGUGCAGUGAGGAAGAGAUUGAAGCUGAGCUCAUCUCCAUCUGCAUCAACCUGGCUGCGAACAAGAGGAACGCAGAGGUCACCUGUAAAGGGAAAGGGUUGAAGAUGCUGAUGAAGAGAGCUCUGAAGACGAAGGACUGCCUUCUGAUGAAGAUGAUCAGAAACAUCUCGCAGCAUGACGGUCCAACCAAAGCACUGUUCAUAGACUACGUGGGCGACCUGGCAGCAGAGAUCCGGGCCGACGAAGAGGAGGAGUGGGUUCUGGAGUGUCUGGGGACCCUGGCCAACCUCACCAUCCCCGACCUGGACUGGGAGCUGGUGCUGAAGGAGUACAACCUGGUACCGUACCUCAAAGACAGACUCAAGCCAGGCUCAGCAGAGGACGACCUCAUCCUGGAGGUGGUGAUAAUGAUCGGGACGGUUUCCAUGGACGACGCCUGUGCCGCCAUGUUGGCUAAAUCUGGCAUCAUUCCCGCCCUCAUCGAGCUGCUGAACGCUCAACAGGAGGACGAUGAGUUUGUGUGUCAGAUCGUCUACGUCUUCUAUCAGAUGGUUUUCCACCAAGCCACCCGAGACGUCAUCAUCAAAGACACGCAGGCCCCCGCCUACCUGAUCGACCUGAUGCAUGACAAGAACGCUGAGAUCAGAAAAGUGUGCGACAACACGCUCGACAUCAUCGCUGAGUACGACGAAGAGUGGGGGAGGAAGAUUCAGUCAGAGAAGUUCCGUUUCCAUAACAACCAGUGGUUGGAGAUGGUGGAGAGUCGUCAGGCUGAUGAGUCUGAGACGUAUCUCUAUGACAACGACAAUGACAGGACCGAUCUAUUCUACAGCGCAGAUGGAAUAACUCCAGGAGACGGUUCGGUCAGCCCAGACUUCUUCAGUGACCUUCAGGCUCAGAAUGGAGACUCGCACCACACAGGAGACGAUAAAGACGCGUUCGACCAGACCAGCUCGUCGCCUGGACGACCAGCCACUGCGUACGGCUUCAGACCCGACGAGCAGCCCUUCUAUCAGUACUCAUAGACACACACACACACACACACACACACACACACACACACAGUCAUCUUAGACUCAUCUCAACACUUUAGAUCGCCUUAUCUCGUAACACAGAGUGUGUAAUACUGAUAGAGACUGACUGCAGGCUUUAAACUAGUUAUUAAACAAACCGCGGUUUCACACGUUCAUCCUUAAAUGACCCAUUUCAUUCAUCGACUCAGCAUCAUGUUCAACAGAUAAGUAGUGAAGUCUUCCGUACUGGCCGCAGAUGUCGACUUCCUGCGGGUCGGCAGAUAUUAUAAAGAAUGUGAACACAUUUCACGUCUCUGAUGAUUUGUGUUGAUAAGUUUCUGCAUGUUUUCUUAUGUAAUGAUCAAUAUUUGUUGCCUCCUCGAAUCCACUGCAGAUGUUUUCUUACAUUCCACUGAAUUGUUUUCAAAGGGUCAAAGUUUCACAGUCAUUUCAUUAACGUGCACUAUAAUGUAAAUAAUUGUUUUUUUUUAAUGUCGCUGUAAAACGGCCACGUUGUUGUGAUCCUUACAACUUAGGGUGCUUUCACACACCUGGUCCCAACCUGGGUGUCUAUAUAUGUGAGGGGGUCUUUGCACUCACUGUAACACUGUCACACUCUUUAAUUGGCAAUGAAAAGGAUCCCAAUGGGAGUUCUUGUCCCUUCAGGCCCAGCGGGCUGCAGACCUCUAAAUAUACGCAGUAUUUAAAGUUCUCCAGUAGCGAGUGUUGCUCAUCUCUCAAAGUAAAACCAUCUGCAUCGUUCAACUUCUUGUGAUAAUUGUGUUGAUGCCACGUGUUUAUUGCUAAUAAACACAACUCCUAUCUGCGGUUUGUGAUGACGGUCGCAGAAAUAAAUAAGCAGGAAGUGAUAAAGCUUUCUCCAAGAGCUGGUGUCAGUCAAGACGACUAAAUGUGUUUGGAGGAUUAAAAAAGCUGAGCGGGCGGGAGAAGGUGAAAGCUUUUGUCAGAGUGCGAGCACACAGCUAUUUCCUGGAGGCGGCGUGAGGUCGAUUGAGCGCCAGAGACGAACUGUGGCUAUAAAAAAAAAAGGAAGUGAGCCUUUGGAAUUACCUGCAUUUAUAUAUAAAUGCCACAUGAAUAUCAUCGAUAUUAAACACUCAGAACAUGAAUUAGCAAACGGUGGAGUGUUUAGUGUUUCACCCUCCUACAUGUUGAAUUAUAAAACACUAACAUUUAAAUAUCCGGCACGUGUUCGGACGUGUGACGGGCGCGGCGCCGGGCGGUGAGGUCAUUCUACAUCAUGAAUGUCGUUUCCUACAGUUACUGUACAUACGUCGCUGUUUCAACAGCGGUGACAUCAGGAAUUUUGGACCAUGGGGAGUGAAUGUUGGCGACUGAAGUUAGUAUUAUUGCUUCAUGUUUAUUUACCGUGUAAUUGAGUUUUAUUACAGGGACUUUAGUUCAUUAACUGAGCAGUAAAAUCAACGCACAGAGGACGACAUCUAGAUACUAACUGAUGUAAAUACUUUGCUUGGUUCUGGGAAUAAAUGUAAAAGUUCCCUUGAUCAUGAAACUCAUCAGUGUUACAUUUGAUGCAUGUUAUGUUUGUUUUUUUAUCAUAAGUUAUUGUUAAUCUAAUGUCUGUAUAUUAAUGUUUUUUUGUUUGUUUUUUUACAACACACUGUAAACAAACAAAUACUGGACUGUAGAUAAUCUCCAUCUCUCACUGUCUGUCAUCUUCAGGUUCUUUAAUAAAAACAUUUGACUGUUUUAAUAUCA